GUGUGGGCAUUUCAGCAGGGAUCUGCAGUCUCUCCCCUGCCCUAUUCUUGGCUUUCCUCACUCCUGUUGCUCUCCUUCGCCAUCAUACGUACAUUUUCUGCAAUGCUUCAAAACAGGCAGCUUUGAAAUUCCAAUCACCUUUUCAUUUUAACUUUUUUUCAAACUUUUUCUGACAAAUUCAACCUGUGGAUUAUAUUGGGAAAAAUAAGGGGCACUACCUUCAUUGAUACGGUCACAAUUUCCUUAAUCAGUGGAUUCCAAUUCGAUUUGAAAGACAUUGCUAACCUCUUGGAAAAAAAAGCUUUGCAAACGACAUACUUGAAAUUAAGUUUUCAUAUCAACAUGCCUGAAGCAGCCCCUGAAGGUGCAGCGGUGGAGUCCAUCUCAGCUGCUGUAGCCGAUGGGCUGAAUGGGAACGUGGUGCCCCCAUCAUCCCCUCCUAAGGCCCAAGGGUUUGGAAUACUCAAGAAACUAACCUUUUCUGUAGAGUUAGUGGUGACUAUUAGCCUCCUUCUCUCCUGGAUUACUGCAGGCUUCAUGAUGUUUGAUGUUGUAGAAUAUAAAGGGGUCACUGACAUUCAAGAUGUAGUUUUGGAUCCCAUGAAAGCUGUUAAUGAUGCUGUAGAGGGAAUGUCCAACAUGUUCUAUGAGGCUCAAGAAUGUGCAUUUGCUCCUCAUUUGAGUCUGGACCACAUGAAUGCUGUCAAAGAUGUAAAAGACUUAUUUGUGGACUUCCUCUCUGAUGAUGACGGAAACUUUUACCUGAGCUACAUUGACCCGGUGAUUAUUGGCAGAGGUGUGUUCAAUGUCACCAAUAACUCUAUAUGUGGAGUCAUGGGUUACAUACAAGGCACACUCUGUGUUCUAUUGGAUGCCAUAUUGGAUAUCUUGCAGGCCCUUAUCCAUGUAGUGAACAUCAAUGCAGAAGACAUAGUGCAUGUUAUCAAGGACUGUACAAGUUCUACUGGAACCUACAUUUGGGACCUGCUGCCAGGUAUCCCUCAAGAAGUGAACAUCGAUCCCAUACUGGUUCUCAGAAGAAUGUUUGGGAUUGUCAUUGAGCAGAAGAACAUGCUUGUGGACUAUGUCUCCAACUUGCUAAUAGGUGAUCAAGGGGUCAUUCCUGAGAUGAACUUUGACCCUAUGAAAGUGGUCACAGAUGCAGUGCUUGAGAUUGCAGAUGGGAAAAACAUGUUCAUGGAUUAUCUGUCCAACAUGCUUAUGGAUGAUAAAGAUGAACCUAGUACUAUACCAGCAUCUGUGAUGCAUGUGAUAAGGAAGAAAGGACAGUUUUUGCCACCCCUGGAAAAAGUUGCAGAAUUGAUAGGCACUACAAAGGACGGCGACCCUGCACCUGAAAUAUGCGUCACUCCAUUUGUGGCGGAGAAGGAUGAUGCUGUCAAAGAGGCUGAAGAAGAGCAGGGAGACAAGGACAGUACUGAUGACAGUUCAGAGGGGGUGAAGAAAUACACCACCCCAAAAAAGUUGUGGAUCCAAAAACAGAUGCUUAGAGUCAUGGGAUCUAAGGCCCACCUAAGAUCUGGAGAGGUACUUCCUAAGGAUAUGGAUGAAGACCAACAAGAUUGUGAUGUUGAAGAGCUUGACCAUGAACAAACAAUGGACGAUGAAGAAAUCAUGGAUAUUAGCAAGGACGGGGAGAAAGAAGAGAUGAAAGAGAAGGAUCAUCACUUAGACGUAGAUGAGGAGGAGGGUGAUACCCAUGAGGUUGACGUCAAAGAUCAUGGUGUUGAAGAUGAAGGCAUUUACAAUGAAAACAGUUCAAAGGGAGCCAUGACAUACACCACCAAAAGAAAUGUGCAGAUUCAAAAAACGAUGCUUAGAAAAGUGGAAUCUAGGGCCAAUAUUGAAGUUGGUGAUGAACAUCAUGAAUAUGAUGGAGAGGAGGAGGCAGAGGAAGACAUUCAUGAUGAGUAUAAACAUGAUGAUCACAGUGACAUUGACACUAAAGAUCAAGUUGUUGUUGAUGAUGAUCAUGAAGAAGCUGAAGCUGAUGAGGACAAUCAUGACACAGAUUACCUUGAUGUCAAAGAUCAAGAGGUUGAACAUGGAGAAGACAUUGACGAUGAGGACAGAUCAGAGGGGACCAAGACAUACGCCACCAAAAGAAAUGUGCUGAUGCAAAAACAGAUGGUCAGAAAAGUGGGAUCUAGGGCCAGUAUUGAAGUUGGUGAUGAACAUCAUGAAGAUGAUGGAGAGGAGGAAGAGGAGGAUGCAGAGGAAGACAUUGAUGAUGGGAAUAAAAAUGAUCACAGUGACCUUGAAAUUAAAGAUCAAGUUGUUAGUGACGAUGAUCAAGAAGAAUAUGAAGCUGAUAAGGACAAUCAUGAUACAGAUGACCUUGAUGUCAAAGAUCAAGAGGUUGGAAAUGGAGAAGACAUUGACGGUGAGGACAGUUCAGCGGGGGCCAAGACAUACACCACCAAAAUAAAUGUGCGAAUCCAAAAACAGACGGUUAGAAAAGUGGGAUCUAAGGCCCAUCUAAGAGCUGGAGAGGUACUUCCUAAGGAUAUGGAUAAAGACCAACAAGGUGGAGAUGUUGAAGAACUUGACCAUGAACAAACGAUGGAUGGUGAGGUAAUCAAUGUUGAUGGCCGCGAGGAGAAGAUGGAGAAAGAGGAGAAGGUUCAUCACUUAGAAGUAGAUGAAGAGGAGGGUGAUACCCAUGACGUCAAAGAUCAAGAUGUUGAAGAUGGAGAAGACAUUGACAAUGAAGACAGUUCAGUUGGAGCCAAGACAUACACCACCAAAAUAAAUGUGCCGAUCCAAAACCAGUUGUUUCGAGAAGUGGGAUCUAAUGCCAGUAUUGAACUUGGUGAUGAAGAUCAUGAAGAUUAUGUAAAAGAUGAGGAAGAAAAAGAGGAGUUGAAACAGUCAAUUUAUGAAUAUAUUGAUGUCAGUGGAGCUGUAAAGCUUGAUGUUCUUGAUGUAGUGGCUGACAUUGAAGAAAUGGCGCAACUUCCUGAUACUGAUGGAGAUUACUCUGAAAUCAUUGAUGAUGAUGAUGAUGAUGAUGAUGAUGAUGAUGAUGAUGAUGAUGAAAACAACAACAGUGAGAGGAAGAAAGCUGGUGUCAAAAGGAAGAUACAUGUUCCAAUUCCCUUUAAGAUGUUUAAAAGACUGGGAUCGAAGGCCCACCUUAAAGAUGAUGGGGAGCACGAGGAUAAAGAUGACCAAGACAAAGACAUCCAAUGUGCCAGAGUUCUCAGACAAUCCAAGGAGAGGCAAGCAAGAGAAGAAGUAGUAGAAGAGGUAGAAGUGGUCCUUAAAGCGAUGAGGGAUGCACAAUCCAUGAAAGAGGUAGAAAAUAAGAAAUUGGAGGACAAGACGGAAAAGAAAGAGGAGCAGGCCGAGGAGAAAGCAAAGCCUGAGGCAAUGCCCAGUGUGAAGAAAGCAGAGAAGACAGGACCCAAAGAAGAAGAGCCAAAAAAGAAGACUGCCAGAGAGGAGAAAGAGAUGAAAAAGGAGACAAAACAUUUGAAGAAGAAAGUCAUCCACGACUUUUUCAACAAGAAAGUUGUGGUGGAACCCAAAAAGAAGGUGGACAAAAAGGGGAAGGAGACAAAGAAGGAUGUUCAGUCAACUCUUUGGAAAUCUGACGAUGAAUCCGAGAACCCUGUCAAGGUGGUGAAGUCAGAAGAGUCCACCAUGAAAAAAGAACAUAUUAAUGUUAAUAAAGAAGAGCCCAGGGAAGCUAAGGAGCAAGCCAAACCAGAACCUACAAAAAAAGAAGCUGAAGUUUCCAAAGAAAAAACCAAAGCAGCUACAUCAAAGAAAGAUACUGGAGCAAAAGAAGAGGCCAAACUAACUCCAGCAAAGAAAGAUGCUGCAGCUAAAGAAAAGGUGAAAACAUCCCCUGCAAAGAAAGAGCCCAAGGAAACUAAGGGACAAGCCAAACCAGAACCUGCAAAAAAAGAUGCUGAAACAAAAGAAAAGGGCAAACUAGCUCCAGAAAAGAAAGGGAAAGCUAAACCAACUCCUGCAAAUGAAGAUGUUGCAGUUAUUAAAGAAAAGGUGAAAUCAGCACCUGCAAAGAAAGAAGCUGAAGUUCACAAAGAAAAUGCCAAAGCAGCUUCCUCAAAGAAAGAGUCCAAGGAAACUAAGGAACAAGCCAAACCAGAACCUACAAUAAAAGACAGUGAAGUUCCCAAAGAACAAACCAAAGCAGCUACAUCAAAGAAAGAUGCUGAAGCAAAAGAAAAGGCCAAUUUGGCUCCAGAAAAGAAAGAUGAUGCAGUUAUUAAAGAAAAGGUCAAAUCAGCCCCUGCAAAGAAAGAUGCUGCAGUUAUUAAAGAAAAGGUGAAAUCAGCCCCUGCAAAGAAAGAGUCCAAGGAAACUAAGGAACAAGCCAAACCAGAGCCUUCAAAAGAAGAUGCUGAAGCAAAAGAAAAGGCCAAAUUAGCUCCAGAAAAGAAAGGACUGUUGUACGUGAACUUAGAAGCUGAAGUUUCCAAAGAAAAAGCCAAAGUAACUCCUUCAAAUGAAGAUGAUGCGGUUAUUAAAGAAAAGGUCAAAUCAGCCCCUGCAAAGAAAGAUGCUGCAGUUAUUAAAGAAAAGGUGAAAUCAGCCCCUGCAAAGAAAGAAGCUGAAAUUCACAAAGAAAACGCCAAAGCAGUUUCAUCAAAGAAAGAGUCCAAGGAAACUAAGGAACAAGCCAAACCAGAGCCUUCAAAAGAAGAUGCUGAAGCAAAAGAAAAGGCCAAAUUAGCUCCAGAAAAGAAAGGACUGUUGUACGUGAACUUAGAAGCUGAAGUUUCCAAAGAAAAAGCCAAAGUAACUCCUUCAAAUGAAGAUGCUGCAGUUAUUAAAGAAAAGGUCAAAUCAGCCCCUGCAAAGAAAGAUGCUGCAGUUAUUAAAGAAAAGGUGAAAUCAGCCCCUGCAAAGAAAGAAGCUGAAAUUCACAAAGAAAACGCCAAAGCAGUUUCAUCAAAGAAAGAGUCCAAGGAAACUAAGGAACAAGCCAAACCAGAGCCUUCAAAAGAAGACAGUGAAGUUCCCAAAGAACAGACCAAAGCAGCUACAUCAAAGAAAGAUGCUGAAGCAAAAGAAAAGGCCAAAUUAGCUCCAGAAAAGAAAGAUGCUGCAGUUAUUAAAGAAAAGGUCAUAUCAGCCCCUGCAAAGAAAGAUGCUGCAGUUAUUAAAGAAAAGGUGAAAUCAGCCCCUGCAAAGAAAGAAGCUGAAAUUCACAAAGAAAACGCCAAAGCAGUUUCAUCAAAGAAAGAGUCCAAGGAAACUAAGGAACAAGCCAAACCAGAGCCUUCAAAAGAAGAUGCUGAAGCAAAAGAAAAGGCCAAAUUAGCUCCAGAAAAGAAAGGACUGUUGUACGUGAACUUAGAAGCUGAAGUUUCCAAAGAAAAAGCCAAAGUAACUCCUUCAAAUGAAGAUGCUGCAGUUAUUAAAGAAAAGGUCAAAUCAGCCCCUGCAAAGAAAGAUGCUGCAGUUAUUAAAGAAAAGGUGAAAUCAGCCCCUGCAAAGAAAGAAGCUGAAAUUCACAAAGAAAACGCCAAAGCAGUUUCAUCAAAGAAAGAGUCCAAGGAAACUAAGGAACAAGCCAAACCAGAGCCUUCAAAAGAAGAUGCUGAAGCAAAAGAAAAGGCCAAAUUAGCUCCAGAAAAGAAAGGACUGUUGUACGUGAACUUAGAAGCUGAAGUUUCCAAAGAAAAAGCCAAAGUAACUCCUUCAAAUGAAGAUGCUGCAGUUAUUAAAGAAAAGGUCAAAUCAGCCCCUGCAAAGAAAGAUGCUGCAGUUAUUAAAGAAAAGGUGAAAUCAGCCCCUGCAAAGAAAGAAGCUGAAAUUCACAAAGAAAACGCCAAAGCAGUUUCAUCAAAGAAAGAGUCCAAGGAAACUAAGGAACAAGCCAAACCAGAGCCUUCAAAAGAAGAUGCUGAAGCAAAAGAAAAGGCCAAAUUAGCUCCAGAAAAGAAAGGACUGUUGUACGUGAACUUAGAAGCUGAAGUUUCCAAAGAAAAAGCCAAAGUAACUCCUUCAAAUGAAGAUGCUGCAGUUAUUAAAGAAAAGGUCAAAUCAGCCCCUGCAAAGAAAGAUGCUGCAGUUAUUAAAGAAAAGGUGAAAUCAGCCCCUGCAAAGAAAGAAGCUGAAAUUCACAAAGAAAACGCCAAAGCAGUUUCAUCAAAGAAAGAGUCCAAGGAAACUAAGGAACAAGCCAAACCAGAGCCUUCAAAAGAAGAUGCUGAAGCAAAAGAAAAGGCCAAAUUAGCUCCAGAAAAGAAAGGACUGUUGUACGUGAACUUAGAAGCUGAAGUUUCCAAAGAAAAAGCCAAAGUAACUCCUUCAAAUGAAGAUGCUGCAGUUAUUAAAGAAAAGGUCAAAUCAGCCCCUGCAAAGAAAGAUGCUGCAGUUAUUAAAGAAAAGGUGAAAUCAGCCCCUGCAAAGAAAGAAGCUGAAAUUCACAAAGAAAACGCCAAAGCAGUUUCAUCAAAGAAAGAGUCCAAGGAAACUAAGGAACAAGCCAAACCAGAGCCUUCAAAAGAAGACAGUGAAGUUCCCAAAGAACAGACCAAAGCAGCUACAUCAAAGAAAGAUGCUGAAGCAAAAGAAAAGGCCAAAUUAGCUCCAGAAAAGAAAGAUGCUGCAGUUAUUAAAGAAAAGGUCAAAUCAGCCCCUGCAAAGAAAGAUGCUGAUGUUGUUAAAGAAAAGACGAGACCAGUUCCUGCAAAGAAAGUGAAAACUGUAAAAGAUGAGACAAAACCAGCACCAGCUAAGAAAGAGGCUGAAGUUGGCAAAGAAAAGUCCAAACCAACACCUGCAAAGAAAGUUCCUAUAGAAGAGAAUUUCAAGUCAACACCAGUAAAGAAAGAACUUGUUGCACCACUGGGGAAAGCACGACCAAACAUUGGAAUCAAAGAAUCUGAAGUCAUUCGCAGAAAUCACAGUCACAUAAAUUCUUCUCUUGCAAAGGAGAGAGUUAAAGCUGUACUUGUAAAGAAAGAACCUGCUCUGAAAGAGAAGGCCAUGCCAGCCCCUGCAAAGAAAGAACGUGAGGCUCCCAACCAGAAGGACAAACCAGUAUCUCAAAAGAAAGAACCUGAGGGUGUGAAAGAGAUAGACAAGCCAGACCCCCUUAAGAAAGAACCUGCUCUGAAAGAGAAGGUCAUGCCAGCCCCUGCAAAGAAAGAACGUGAGGCUCCCAACCAGAAGGACAAACCAGUAUCUCAAAAGAAAGGUACUGAUUCAAUUCAAGUUCCUGAGGCUCCCAAAGAAAAGGCCAAGCCAGCAGAUCCUACAAAAAAACCUGAGGGUGUGAAAGAGAUGGACAAACCAGACCCUCUUAAGAAAGAGCCUGAUGUGCCAAAGGAGAAUGCCAGACCUGUGAAAAAAGAUACUCCCAAAGAAAAGGCUUCCAAAUCAGUCCCUGUAAUGAAAGAAAAGUCUGCUGAGAAGAAGCCUGCCAAAGAAGAGAAAGCAAAGGCAGAGCCUGUUAUAACAGACCCCUUUGCCACAGAAGAUGAGAUGCCCUACUUCCAGUGCUUUUUUGUGGAUGAAGAUGAGGCCCAGUAUCCCUUCUACCCUUUCUCACCUCUCCAGAUGUGAGAGCCUUGCCCAGUGAAGAGCACAGUAUAGAAAGCAAUGGGACGAGAUGGGCUACACCUUUAGUGUGGAGUUCAUAAUAAAACCAAGCCAUGGAAUCCACUACUGCUAUGUUGCAGCCUAGCGUCCUGAGCUGGUCUUCAACAGAAACCUAGGACAGCAAAGCACUUUGAGUGAAUUCGUUGAGCUCUCAUGGGUAGCCAACAUCAUUCCUGUCCAAAUGUGUUUGUGUUAUAUUUUGUUUUUGAUAGCUGAUAUGGCAUGAGUUGAUCUAUAUCAGGACAUAAGUAUUUUGAAUGAAACAAUGCAUACUGUGUUUACAUCUGCAGGUUAGCCUUUUUUAGGGCCAUGCUAAUUUGCUUGAUUCAAUUCCCGCUUUGAUAGUUGUCAGUUUUCUCAAUUGAAUGGUAUAUUUAAACAAAUUUGAACACAGAUUGUACCGUUGGCUUUCAUACUUUUCAAAUUCUCAGUGCAGCGCAAGCAAUUUAUCUGUCUGUCAUCACAUUCAGUUGAAUUGGAACUGCAUAUGGAAGCCGAGCAGUGUUGGUCUAGAAUUUGGGGGAAGAGCUUGGUUGGGCUGGACUACAGACUGCUGCUCUGUUGCUGUGGACUCUGAAUUACGCUUUAUUUACAUGAACAUGGGCACUAUAUCAUUGCUCCCAUACUAAGACAUCAGUGGGUCGUUCCAUCUAAAAAAAUCACAAGAAAGAGGCUUUUGACACCCACCUUCUCAGAUUGUACUGAAAUUGUUUCUGUUAGAGAACAGAUAAGAUUAGUGUUCCUGCAACAAUAUUUUGUUGAAAUAUAAUUUGAUAUCUGAGAAAUUAAGCUAAUUGAUUCCACCCAAAUUGGCCAUUACAUUCAAUAAAUGUAGACCCUAACCUCCAGGAUUGCUUUUCUUAAGGAAUUCCUCCCCCACAUGUUAAAGGGACAGUUCACCUAAAUUACGUAAUUACAUUUGGUUUCCUUACCUGUUAGCAGUCUUUGAAGAAAUAAAUUAAACAGCCCAUGUGUUGGUUUUGUUGUCCACUGACUCAAAUGCAAACUGUUUUGCAUUUGUGACACAACUCCAAUGCAAGUCAAUGGUACCUGUAUUAGCAUUUUCAUGCUUCAUGUCCAAAUAAUUCUGAAGUAUUUAAAGCUGUUAUGUUACUGACAGAUGAUUUAUAGAUAUGAAGCUUGGAAAUGCUUAGGUACCAUUGACUUGCAUUGGAUUUGUGCCACAAAUGCUAAAAAGUUAGCAUUUCAAACACCGGCCAGAUUAACAAAACCAAAACAUGGGUUGCUGUCAUAACUUGCCCCUAAACUGCUUACAGGGUAAGGAAACAAUAUGUCAUUUGGGUGAACAAUCCCUUUAACACUGAGGGGAUUCUGAAAAAAAUAACUACAAGUAGGAACAGCACCAUCUAGUGGUCAGAACAUUGUAAUAUCAAGAUGUAGGAUGGGGCAUUAACCUAACUUAAAUUAUUAAUUUCUCUGAACAGGAAGAAAAAAACAUCACCAAAUUCACUGAGAAUACAUUACAUAGGAUGAAGAAAUAACACUGAGUCACAGCUCCAUACUAUUCAUCAAACAUAGAGAACUAAUACUGUAUUCUCUUUAUUAGGGUGGGAUUGGUGUGGGGUGUGUGGUGUCCGUGGGUGGCUUUUGAUAGUUUCUUUCGAUUCCUCAUGUUUUACUCCUUGUUAGAAAAAGGUUUGGUCCAAAUCCGAUGUUAGGUACUAUAUUUAUUGAAUAUUAUAUGAUUCAUAUAAUAUUCAAUAAUUAUACUACCUAACAUCGGAUUUGGACAAAAUGUUUUUCUAACAAGGAGUGAGACAUGAGGAAUCGAUAAAUUUAAAUGGGCAAUUUGUGUGCAAUCAAUUAGCGUAAGUACUCAGAUUAAAUUAUAUUUCAACAAAAUAAUAUUGCAGAAAUGCUAAUCUUAUCUGUUUCUAACUACAGAAAUGAAAUUAUUUCAGACCAAUCUGCGAUGCUGGGUGUCAUGGCUUGCUGAAAUGACAUACAACAACCUCAGUGGAUUUUUACCUUACUUUGUGAGACGUUUUUGUUUUUAAUGUUGCAUUUCUUGCCCUUCUGUUCACAAUGGUAACUCACAAUGAGAUAGUACUUCCAUUGUAGCUGAAUAUGUUUCCUCAUUGAUUUUCAGGCUACAUUGCUUUCUUCCAUUUUCUUCUAUUCCUCUUCAUCAGUCUGCGUUUGUUAACUUUGAGGAAGCAUAAAGUUUUUCAUCAAAUUCGUAGGGACCUCAUACUCACAUUAAAAAAAAUGAUGUUGGUG
Molecule: messenger RNA, 9846 nt
Organism: Oncorhynchus tshawytscha (Chinook salmon)
Lineage: Eukaryota; Metazoa; Chordata; Actinopteri; Salmoniformes; Salmonidae
Product: titin
Exons: 95
Coding region: 343-7569 (2408 amino acids)
Cellular component (GO): membrane; sarcoplasmic reticulum
Molecular function (GO): signaling receptor binding
Source: RefSeq, a predicted model, not a curated record